Molecule: messenger RNA, 591 nt
Organism: Cotesia glomerata
Lineage: Eukaryota; Metazoa; Arthropoda; Insecta; Hymenoptera; Braconidae
Product: bromodomain-containing factor 1-like
Exons: 2
Coding region: 114-572 (152 amino acids)
Biological process (GO): regulation of DNA-templated transcription; chromatin remodeling
Cellular component (GO): nucleus; chromatin
Source: RefSeq, a predicted model, not a curated record
UGUUUGCUAUUUUAUUAGCUAUAAUCAAAAUGUUGUUAUUAAAUUUUCCACAGAUGGCGCUUCGAUCAGUUUUGUAGGACCAAUAGGCAGAAAAACCAAUAGACCAAUAGACGAUGGUUAAGAUGGCUUCAAGGAAAGUGAUGUCGAACAAGGCGAUGCGAGUUUGCAUGGAAGUAAUGGCGGAAUUACUAUCAGAGAAAAAUGAAGAAGUAGUACGGUCAUUCCAUUCACGCUUCGACGCGGAAAUUGUAAAUCCGGAAUCGAAGAGGCCCAUGAACUUAAAGACAGUCUGGGGUAAAUUGAACGCCAGGGAAUAUUCGGUGGUAGAUGAAUUCGUGAAGGACAUACGGUUCAUCAUUUCUUCGGCGUUUAAGAUUGCAACGAUUACUCCCAAAGGUUCCACUUGGCGAAAACAGACUAAGGAAUUCAGUCGAUUGUUUGAAAGUUUACAUGCCAAGAAGAUUCAUGACGAAGAUUUGUCGGACCCUGAAGAUCAUAAGAAGAGCAAUAAAAAAAGAAAAAGAAGUACGGGUUCCGAUAAGGAGAAUAAAAAUCGGCCGGCGAAGAAGUAAAACAGUUUUUUUUUAAUUA